AUGGGACUUCUCACCUAUGCCAGCCUUUGCCUUUUUGGCCUUCUGCUCUCCAGUCCUUUUCCAGGAGCUGAAGCCAAAUCCUGCCCCAGAGAUUGGAUGGAAAGUGAAGGGAACUGUUAUGGUUAUUUUGAUAGAGAAAUGACAUGGGCAGAAGCUGAGAUGGAUUGCCAGAGCUAUGGCCCCGGGACUCAUCUGGCCUCUAUUCUUACUGAGUCAGAGACAAAUCUCGUCGCCAGCUACAUCCUCCUUCAGAAGCCCCACGGAAGCAAAGUCUGGCUCGGACUGCAUGAUCCCCGUCAGAACCGGAGAUGGAGGUGGAGUGAUGGAUCAGCCUUCAACUACAAGGCAUGGGGGUACGGCCAGCCAGACAAUUACCAGAAUCAGGAAUACUGCGUAGAACUCAUGCGUUAUACAAGUUUCAAGGAUUGGAAUGAUAUAUAUUGCCAGAAUACUAACGCCUAUAUCUGCAAACAAAAGCUGUAGAGCUCCCUGUAUAACAUUGAGCUGUGCAUGCCGGAUGAAACUAGAUUAGAUGGAUAUCUCUUUGA
Molecule: messenger RNA, 548 nt
Organism: Anolis sagrei ordinatus
Lineage: Eukaryota; Metazoa; Chordata; Lepidosauria; Squamata; Anolidae
Source: RefSeq, a predicted model, not a curated record